Phialemonium atrogriseum is the source of this 743-nucleotide messenger RNA. RefSeq names its product thioredoxin-like protein. Gene Ontology annotation, molecular function: protein-disulfide reductase activity. Bases 83 to 469 code for a protein of 128 amino acids. Gene Ontology annotation, cellular component: cytosol. NCBI's taxonomy places the organism in Eukaryota, Fungi, Ascomycota, Sordariomycetes, Cephalothecales, Cephalothecaceae. The record is from RefSeq and is a predicted model, not a curated record. The transcript has a single exon.
UCACCCUUCGCAUCAUCAAUAUCGACUCGACGACAGACCCAACGUCACAACGAAAUCCACCUCCACCUUUGAGACCACAAAGAUGGGCAACGAUGACAAGCUUCACCACAUUACCUCGGCGGCCGAGUUGGAAAAGCUAAUGGCAUCGACAACGUACGUCGCUGUCGACUUCUUUGCCGAUUGGUGUCCGCCGUGCAAAGUCAUUGCACCCGUCUUCGAGUCUCUGGCGGCCACGCAUGCCGUUCCUGGCAUCCUCGCCUUUGCCAAGGUCAACGUGGACCACGUUCAGGAAGUCGCACGCACUUACCGCAUCACCGCCAUGCCGACCUUCAUGUUCUUCAAGGAGGGGAAGCAGGUCGCAGUUAAUGGGCAGGCUAUGAUUCAAGGUGCCGACCCUCAGACUCUCGGAGCUGCUGCGCAGAAGCUAGGCGGGUUGGCAGCGAAGAGGGCUGCCGAAUCUUCGCAAUAGAAGGGGGAUUGAACUGUGAAUUUUGGCUUUAGUCGGGGACAUGGGGGAGAGCCGCGCUUACAGUCCAAGGCAAUACGAGGCUGAUCCGGGGGUCGACCAAGUCCGAAUGUUCCUGAUGGUAGAUGCUCGAAAACGAGUAAUUAAUUAGAACUUCAAAGUCUGCGCGCCCUCUUCCGUAGAAACCACCGAAUAAUAUCACCUUUUUACUUCGCGCUCUUAAGUGGCAUUGCUGUCGAGGAAUUAGACGCCUUCUUGUGCCUCUUUCUCCCCGAUU